GGUAUUGCCCGCAACCUCCCCUUCCGGCUCAACCACCCCCCUUCCGCCCGCCGACGCCGUCGCUCCCCCUUCAGCAACCCCGAUACGUUCGGUCUCACGACUGCAGGGUCCAACACCCUUCGAGAAGACGGAAGGGCACGUGAAGCGAUCACCGACGGUCGUUCCAGCGAUCUCGUUAGUCGAGCUGACGGCCGCUCCCCAACCCCCAAGCGCAGGCGCCUGGUAAUCAUGCGUGCCGAUGGACUAUCGACAACCAACGGCUUCUCGCAAGCGUCCAACGGGUCGCUCUCGAGAAAAGCCGGCUUGAACGGUCAGCCGACACCCACAUCAGCCAACGGCUCCCAGAGAAAUGGCGCUGGCAAGGCCUUGGCAGCCCCAACAUACUACGGUCAUAAUCGAGAGGAGGUGACGCGGAUAUUAAUUCAGAGUUUGUACGAGCUGGGUUAUAACGGGGCAGCGUCGCAGCUGAGUUCGGAGAGCGGCUACCAGCUGGAAACAUCCGGCGUCGCUACAUUUCGAAGUGCCAUCCUAGGAGGCCGCUGGUCGGAAGCCGAGAGGAUUUUGAUUGUGUCAUUUCGAAAUGGGGGUUCACAUUCAGGAAACCAGAAAUCCUCGGAGGAAACACUGGCUUUGGCCGAGGAUGCCGACAGAAACGAAAUGCUGUUCCACCUGCGCCAGCAAAAAUUCCUCGAAUUACUCGAGGCACGCGAUUUAGGUUCGGCACUUGUGGUCCUUCGGCAAGAACUGACACCGUUGAAUUAUGACGUUGAGCGUCUCCAUGCGCUUUCCAGUCUUCUCAUGUGCCCAACCGAAUUGCUCCACGACCAAGCGGGAUGGGAUGGUCCUAUCAGUUCCUCUCGGGAACGACUUCUUGCCGAACUGUCAAAAUCCAUCUCCCCUUCCGUCAUGAUCCCUCAGCAUCGGCUCGCCCUUUUAUUAGAUCACGUCAAGCAAAGUCAAAUCAACAAUUGUUUGUAUCAUAAUACCGCCGAACCCCCGUCACUUUACUCAGACCACAUGUGCAACCGGAGCGACUUCCCCUUGGAAAUUAGCGUUGACCUGACCCAGCAUUCUGAUGAAGUUUGGUACUGCGAGUUCUCUCACGAUGGCACCAAGCUGGUUACUGCAGGCAAGGACCACACAGUACUCAUAUACGAAACCAACGGCUUCAAUGUGCUUCAUAAGCUGGCAGAACAUGACGAGGGGGUUGCAUUUGCAAGCUGGAGUCCUGACGACACCAAAGUAAUAACCUGUUCCCAGGACAAGAAAGCUCGAGUGUGGAGCGUCGAGACUGGCCGGUGUCUGCUGACUAUUAAUCACCAUCGCCAACCGGUAACGGCGGCAGCCUGGGCUGCAGAUGGCGAGUCUUUUGUGACGGCAUCUCUCGACGCCAGCUCUCAACUCUGCCAUUGGAGUAUGCGUGGGCAAUCUCUGUACAUGUGGAAAGGCGGAUUCCGUGUGCAAGAUUGUGCCAUCAGCGUUGAUGGACGGCGUCUUGUGGCUGCUGACACAGAAGCCAAAAUCCACGUGUACAAUAUGCUCACGUACGAGGAGGAAUAUUGUCUCCCGCUCCCCAGUAAACCGACCUCGGUUGCCAUCAGUCAAGAUUGCAGACAUGUGCUGGUAAACCUGGCCGAAGGCGAGAUCCAACUAGUCGACAUGGUUACCACCUCGCUGGUCCGUGACUUCCGAGGCCAGAAGCAAGGGGAGUUUGUGAUCCGCAGCACGUUUGGUGGGGCGGCCGAGAACUUUGUCGUCAGUGGCAGCGAAGAUUCCCGAGUCUAUAUCUGGCACAAGGAAAACGGCACCCUUGUAGAGACCCUCGAAGGACAUGUUACUGGAUGCGUCAACUCAAUAUCGUGGAACCCGGUGAAUCCAACCAUGUUCGCAUCGGCAGGCGAUGACUGUGCUGUGCGCAUCUGGUCUCGAGACAGCGGCCGACCCCGUGUCACAGGACCUAGUCAACGCAGAGGAGUGUCGUCGGGUAGUUUUACGCGAACAAGCGCAUUGCGAACCACGUCCGCAAUUUGA
This is a messenger RNA of Penicillium alfredii, 2031 nucleotides long. Its product is annotated as WD40 repeat domain-containing protein. The record is from RefSeq and is a predicted model, not a curated record. Gene Ontology annotation, molecular function: protein binding. Gene Ontology annotation, biological process: proteasome-mediated ubiquitin-dependent protein catabolic process. Gene Ontology annotation, cellular component: GID complex. The annotation marks the transcript as partial. The transcript has 6 exons. NCBI's taxonomy places the organism in Eukaryota, Fungi, Ascomycota, Eurotiomycetes, Eurotiales, Aspergillaceae.